UCCAUGGACCGAGGAGGGCCCGUUUCUCUUUUCAGAACGUCGUCGUUUGAGCCUUCAAAGUUUCUAAUCCUCUGGUGGCGCCCGCAAUUUCUGAAUACUGCCCGUCCAAACCGCCGGCAAUUGCCGGAACUGAAGAAGAGAAGCGGAGAACUGCACGGUGAACUCCUCCAGGCCGAAGCUAUGGUCUCAAAUUGAAAAGAGGAAAGCCAUUGCAGCUCUCACACUAGACUAAACUCUUCAACCCAUAGAAAAAUGCGCGGAGACGCGACGAACUGGGACGAGGAAGCCUACCGAGAGCGCAUAUUGAGAGAACGGGAAGCCCAAACCCUAACCGUCUUCAGGACUGCGUGGGCACCUUCUCCUGACCCCAUUCCAGACGCCAUUGUCGUAGCUUCCAGUGAUGGAUCGAUCGCUUCGUACUCCAUCUCCUCUUGCGCCUCCAAGCUCCCAGUGGCUUUCGGCUACGGAAUGGCUCAGAGGGUUGAGCCUACCGGCUUUGUUCAAGCCCAUGAUGGACCAGCAUAUGAUGUCAAAUUCUAUGGCAGUGGUGAAGAUGCUUUGUUGCUGAGGUUUAGUGCUAACAUUCCUGAUGUCUUAUUUUCUAAAAGGGGUCCAUGGGGUGCGCUUUCGCCAAUCCCUGAAAACAAUGCUAUUGCUUUAGACACUCAGGGUGCAUCCAUCUUUUCUGCUGCUGGUGAUUCUUGUGCAUAUUGCUGGGAUGUGGAGACAUGCAAGAUUAAAAUGGUUUUUAAGGGGCACUUGGAUUACUUGCAUUGUAUAGUUUCCCGCAACUCUUCCAACCAGGCUUGUAGCAGUGGUCAAAGCUUAUUGGUUUGGAAUCUGCAUGCUUCUGAGUGUGUUUCGAGGACUUCCACUGCUGCAUCCAUGCAAGACAUGAUAUUCGACAAAAACCAAGUAUUGGCUGUUGGAUCAGAACCGUUCCUCAAUCGCUUCGACCUAAAUGGGAAGAUUCUUUCACAGAUACCAUGCGCUCCUCAGUCAGCAUUCUCUGUCUCUUUACAUCCAUCAGGGGUAAUCUCCUACUUCUCUCUAAGUGCAUUUAUCUCGGGGUUUACUGUUUAUCUGUGCGGUCCAAUCCCGUCCAGUGUGACCGCAAUUGGAGGUUAUGGCGGUCUUGUGGACGUGAUCUCACAGUUUGGAGUUUGGACCACAAAAGCCCAAACUACGCGGGGGGAGAAAGUGGGCCUGUGGGCCAAUCCGAAUGGGCUUAGGUAUCCAGCGCCCUACGAUUACGAAUCCGAGAAGGAAAAAGAGAAGGGGAGCGAAAGGACGGCAGAAACACGUAAAGAAGCGACGUUUUCAACUAUGGCAGGACAAGCACCAGACGGCGCGAACAAUUUUGAUGCCAAGAGCUAUGAUCUAAAGAUGAACGAGUUACUUUCGGCUGAUGGGCAGGACUUCUUUGCUUCCUAUGAUGAAGUUCAUGAAACCUUCGACUCUAUGGGCUUGCAGGAGAAUCUUCUUAGGGGCAUUUAUGCAUACGGUUUUGAAAAGCCAUCUGCUAUCCAGCAGAGAGGAAUUGUCCCUUUUUGCAAGGGGCUUGAUGUGAUUCAACAAGCCCAGUCUGGAACUGGAAAGACUGCUACUUUCUGUUCUGGUAUCCUGCAACAGCUUGAUUAUGCCUUGGUGGAAUGCCAGGCUCUGGUUCUGGCUCCAACUAGAGAGCUUGCCCAGCAGAUUGAGAAGGUUAUGCGUGCACUUGGUGAUUAUCUUGGCGUCAAGGUUCAUGCUUGUGUUGGUGGAACCAGUGUCCGUGAGGAUCAGCGCAUCCUUUCCAGUGGAGUACAUGUCGUUGUUGGUACCCCUGGUCGUGUCUUUGAUAUGCUCCGUCGACAAUCCCUCCGUGCUGAUUCCAUUAAGAUGUUUGUCUUGGAUGAAGCUGAUGAGAUGCUUUCCCGUGGAUUCAAGGAUCAGAUAUAUGAUAUCUUCCAGCUUCUGCCACCAAAGAUUCAAGUGGGUGUCUUCUCUGCAACAAUGCCCCCUGAGGCUCUGGACAUCACCAGGAAGUUUAUGAACAAACCAGUUAGGAUCCUUGUGAAGCGUGAGGAGCUCACUUUGGAAGGUAUCAAGCAGUUCCAUGUCAAUGUGGACAAAGAAGAGUGGAAGCUGGAGACACUCUGUGAUCUCUACGAGACCCUAGCCAUCACCCAGAGUGUCAUCUUUGUGAACACCAGGCGCAAGGUGGACUGGCUGACCGACAAGAUGAGGAGCAGGGACCACACCGUCUCUGCCACUCAUGGUGACAUGGACCAGAACACUAGGGACAUUAUCAUGAGGGAGUUCAGGUCUGGCUCAUCCAGGGUCCUGAUCACCACCGAUCUCCUGGCUCGUGGUAUCGAUGUCCAGCAAGUGUCGCUGGUCAUCAACUAUGACCUGCCCACUCAGCCCGAGAACUACCUGCACAGGAUUGGUCGUGGUGGUAGGUUUGGAAGGAAGGGUGUGGCCAUCAACUUCGUGACCAAGGAUGACGAGAGGAUGCUUUUCGACAUCCAGAAGUUCUACAACGUGGUGAUUGAGGAGCUCCCAGCCAAUGUUGCGGAUCUUCUGUGAGAGAGGCUUUUUGCUGUGUUGCCUUUCCUUUUGCUGCCUUGAAUGAAUUGAGUGAGAGAGAUUAUGAUGCAUGUCUUGUACUCUCUUCAAUCUUUGUUUUUAUGUUUUUGUUGCUCUUUUUUUUUUUU
This is a messenger RNA of Linum tenue, 2699 nucleotides long. The record is from the annotation of a GenBank genome assembly. NCBI's taxonomy places the organism in Eukaryota, Viridiplantae, Streptophyta, Magnoliopsida, Malpighiales, Linaceae.